Molecule: messenger RNA, 156 nt
Organism: Puccinia triticina
Lineage: Eukaryota; Fungi; Basidiomycota; Pucciniomycetes; Pucciniales; Pucciniaceae
Exons: 2
Coding region: 1-156 (51 amino acids)
Source: RefSeq, a predicted model, not a curated record
AUGACUCCGACCGAGGCGACCACCGAAUUCAACGGGGCUAAUCAUUUACCAGAUGCGUUGUUUUGGCUGGUUAUUGGGCCGACCAGAGACCCGUUGGGAGUUUGGCAACUGAACCGGUCGGGUCUAUACCACGGGCCUCAUCCGGGCCAGGCCUGA